AUGGAUUCAAAUGACUCCAUGAAUCCAUAUCAUCCCUCCUCUAGCUAUAUGAACCUGUUGCACAGUCAACUUGAUAACCAAAACCUUGAAUACACUCAUCUUGAUAGUCCAAUUUCUGAAAUUCCAUCUGAACCUCCAUCCCCUCAAGAAAAUCGCAAGUCAAGAAAAGCAUGGUUACCAACAGAUGAUAUCAUGUUGAGAGAGGCGAGUCAAUGUAAGCAGAGGUGGGGGAGGAUAAGCGACUUGGUGUGCAAGUUUGUUGGCUGUUACGAGGCUGCGACUAGGGAGAAGUCUAGUGGACAGAAUGAAGAUGAUGUGAUUUUGUUAGCACAUCAGAUUUACUUUAAUGAUCAUGGACAGAAGUUUACCCUUGAGCAUGCAUGGCUUCACUUAAGAUACGAUAAAAAAUGGUGUGCCUCCAUCAGUAAAGGUAAUGGAGUGAAAAGGGGAAGAGUGAAUAUUGAUGGGUCUGAACAGGAUGCACACCAACCGAUUGAUGUGGAUGAAUCAUUGCCCCGUCCUCCUGGUGUUAAGGCUGCCAAGGAGAAGUCCAAAAAAUCCUCUAACACCCAACCGAUUGAUGUGGAGGAAGAUGGGAAAGCUUACUUGGAGUUUCAGUUGGAGCGUGUGUCGAGGAUGUAUGAGAUGAAGCAGAAGGAUUUCGAGUUGAAAGAGAGGGAGUUUGCUAUGAAGAAGGAGUAUAUCAAGCAUGUGAUGCUUGAUAAUCUGACUGCUAAAAAGGAUUCACUAACUGAAUCAGAAAAAGCUCUUAAGGAUAAGCUAAUUGAUGACAUGAUGUCAUCUUGA
Molecule: messenger RNA, 807 nt
Organism: Camelina sativa (false flax)
Lineage: Eukaryota; Viridiplantae; Streptophyta; Magnoliopsida; Brassicales; Brassicaceae
Product: glutathione S-transferase T2-like
Source: RefSeq, a predicted model, not a curated record